AUGUUAAUGCAGCUACAAGCCUACGACAUCAACUUGGUUUACAAGAACGGAAGUGAAAUGUACAUCGCUGAUGCGCUGUCACGUGCAUUUCCUCCUGAGAUAAUACCAGAGCGAUUCAUCCAUCUGAUGUCAUCCGAGUCUUACGUCACUCACCGGAAACUCCAAGCCAUCAAAGAUGAAAUCCAUACAAACGAAACAAUGCAACUUUUGGUCAAACAGAUACAAGAUGGAUGGCCAGAUCAUAAGAUACUGGUUCCAAGUGAAGUACAACCGUACUACCCAUAUCGCCAAGAACUGACAACCGAAGGUGGGCUUAUCUACAAGGCCCAUAACAUCCUCAUUCCACCAUCAUUGCAAGCUGACACUCUCCAAAAACUCCACCAAUCACACCAAGGAAUUGAGAAGACAAAGAGAUUGGCUAGGGAGAGCAUAUUCUGGCCAGGUAUGAAUUCCCAGAUUGAAGAAUUAGUGUCGAACUGUUCCACAUGUCUUCAUCACACCAGUGCUAACCAACGAGAACCACUUCAUCCACAUGAAAUUCCCAGUCGACCCUGGCAAAAAGUCGGCACUGAUCUUUUUGACUGGAAUGGAAAACCGCAUCUAAUAGUCGUUGACUAUUACAGCCAAUACCCCGAAGUUUCUGAACUUCGAAACACGAAAGCACGGACAGUCAUCAACAAGACAAAGUCCAUAUUCAGUCGACACAGAAUCCCAGAAAGUGUAGUCUCCGAUAACGGCCCACAGUACUCAUCCGAAGAGUACAAACAGUUUGCUAACAACCACAAGUUCAUCCAUAACACUAUCAGCCCGAGAUACCCCCAGUCUGGUGGUCUACAUGAAAAGACAGUCCAAACAGUCAAGAACCUUGAAAAAUGCAAAGUCGCCAAUCAAGACCCAUAUCUCGCGUUGUUAGAUUACCGCAACACCCCUAUAGAUGGCAUCACCCCAGCACAAGCCCUAAUGAGCAGACGACUCCGCUCACCCCUUCCCAUAUCCCAAAGAAAGCUUAAUCCAAAACCUGUCAACAGAACCACUUUCCACGCAGCAUGUCAACAACAGCAACAACAACAGAGAAAACACUAUGACCACACUGCUAAGUCUCUGCCACCAUUAGAAAAAGGUGAUGCAGUGAGAUUUAAGAAAGAUCCUCAAGCAGCAUGGACCCAUGGGACGGUGAUACAAAAGCACGAAGCACCACAAAGCUACGUAAUAAAGAGUGAGAACAGGACGGAAUAUCGACGGAAUCGCAGACAUCUACGAAAGACUAGAAAACAUCAAGCUGACCUAGACACACCAGAUAUUGACGAUCCCCAAGACCCGAUCCCACAACCAACAACCAAUGCAGAAAGAAACAGCAUCCAAAUCCCAAUAGCGCCAAACCCACCUCAACUGAAGACAAGCCGUUAUGGCAGACGGAUAAACCAGAAUCCGAACUACAAGACGUGCACAAAUGGAGCAUGA
Paramuricea clavata is the source of this 1461-nucleotide messenger RNA. NCBI's taxonomy places the organism in Eukaryota, Metazoa, Cnidaria, Anthozoa, Malacalcyonacea, Plexauridae. The record is from the annotation of a GenBank genome assembly.